This is a messenger RNA of Misgurnus anguillicaudatus (oriental weatherfish), 1941 nucleotides long. It is a transcript of the gene kctd9b, whose product is annotated as potassium channel tetramerization domain containing 9b. Gene Ontology annotation, biological process: protein homooligomerization. The record is from RefSeq and is a predicted model, not a curated record. Lineage: Eukaryota; Metazoa; Chordata; Actinopteri; Cypriniformes; Cobitidae. Gene Ontology annotation, molecular function: protein binding.
UUUUCUAAACUGCUGAUUGGCUGACACCAUAACGGAAGUAAAUAGUCUUCUGUAGUAGUCGGAAAUGCUUUGUAAUUUUAACAUUAACUUUAGUUUAAAACAACACAAAUAGAUACUGAGGAGCCACAUUACAAUCUUAGAUAUGAAGCGAGUGACGCUGUUUGUAAAUGGAACCUCGCACAAUGGAAAGGUAGUGGCAGUUUAUGGCACUCUGGCUGAUUUGCUGUCAGUUGCAAGCACAAAAUUUGGAAUCAAAGCUACCAACAUAUACAAUGGGAAAGGUGGUCUAAUUGAUGAUGUAGCUCUUGUCAGAGAUGAUGAUGUCCUCUAUGUAUCUGAAGGAGAUUUCUUUGUUGAUGCACCAAAUAAUUCAGAAGGUGCACAUGAGUUUCACUCAUGGACUCACACAGACUGGAUAACCCUAAAUGUAGGGGGGAGAAGAUUCACCACCACCCGAAGUACUUUGGUGAAAGAGCCAGAGAGCAUGUUGGCCCACAUGUUCAGAGACAAGGAUGUUUGGGGAAACAAACAAGACGAGCAAGGUGCAUAUCUCAUCGAUCGCAGUCCAGAUUACUUUGAACCCAUACUGAAUUACCUGAGACAUGGACAGAUCAUCAUUAAUGACGGCAUAAAUCUAUUGGGCGUGCUUGAAGAAGCCCGUUUCUUUGGAAUCGAACGGCUUGCUGAGCAACUUGAAGUUGUUAUUAAGAAUUCCCAGCCUCCCGAUGACCACUCGCCCAUCUCCAGAAAAGAAUUUGUGCGUUUCCUGCUUGCUACGCCAACUAAAUCGGAACUCCGUUGUCAGGGUCUAAAUUUCAGCGGGGCAGAUCUUUCACGGCUUGACCUGCGCUAUAUUAACUUUAAGAUGGCCAAUCUCAGUCACUGUAACCUCACGCAUGCCAACCUCUGUGGUACCAACCUGGAGAGGGCAGACCUUUCUAAUGCUAAUCUAGAUGGAGCCAAUUUACAGGGAGUAAAAAUGCUUUGCACCAAUGCAGAAGGGGCGUCACUUAAAGGCUGCAAUUUCGAAGAUCCUGCCGGGCUUAAAGCGAAUCUGGAGGGUGCAAAUCUGAAGGGUGUUGAUAUGGAGGGCAGUCAGAUGACCGGGAUAAACCUCCGUGUUGCCACGUUGAAAAAUGCCAAACUGAAGAAUUGUAACUUACGGGGUGCCACACUGGCAGGGACUGAUUUGGAGAACUGUGACCUCUCAGGCUGUGACCUUCAAGAGGCGAACCUUCGGGGCUCAAAUGUGAAAGGGGCGAUUUUUGAGGAGAUGUUGACCCCACUGCAUAUGUCUCAAAGCGUCAGAUAACCACAUACACUCACCGCUGUCUGUCUUCCGUGACCGUGAGACGAUGGUCUCUUCACAGAGCAGCUUUAAAAGAAAAAACUACCUACAAACCUGUCGAUUGUCAUGUGACCUUGAGCUUAUUGAUAUUCUCUGUUCAUGUGCCGUCUACUGUUGCCUCAAGAACAUUAUUUUGUCUAAUGCUUGAUAUGUAAACGUCCUUUAAAAUGUUUGGCUGCCAAAUACCCUUAAAAGGUCUUUUAUAAAGUGUUUUUCUGAAUGCAACUGCUGACUGUGGCUUUAUCAUGCGAUUAUAUAUUUGUUCAGAGCCUUUAUUUGUCACUGCUGGCCUGUGAACAGAUUUUUUUAUAUCUUUGCUUCUGUAUUUGAUACUGAUUGAGGAAUAUGUUCUUUUUUGUUACUAUAAUUUCUAUACAUUGUUAUAUAUUGUCAUUUCAUUUGAAAAAGUUUUGCUUAUUUCAGUGUAAUGCAACUUUCUGGACUGCGAUGCAUGGUAGUUUUUAAAAUCAGGAGGAUGUAGCUAUUACAUGACAUGUCAGUUUGACAGCUAUAUUCUGUAUUAGUCAAACCCUGCUGAAUUUCUGUCAUUUGUAUUAAGAUCAAAUAAAGUAUAACACUGGAGAUAAGAGAAA